This is a messenger RNA of Pararge aegeria (speckled wood butterfly), 2914 nucleotides long. RefSeq lists its product as uncharacterized. The record is from RefSeq and is a predicted model, not a curated record. The transcript is spliced from 3 exons. Bases 481 to 2769 code for a protein of 762 amino acids. NCBI's taxonomy places the organism in Eukaryota, Metazoa, Arthropoda, Insecta, Lepidoptera, Nymphalidae.
UAUAGCAUCUUCUAUCAUGUCAUCACAGGACUGUCACCGAGGGCCCGUACAAAAUAUAUAGGCGGUUUUUACCUGCCAUGCACAAAAUCAGGAUCUACAGAUCUUGACAUGCGGUGAUAGUCUUCAGAUCAAAAGUAAUUUUUAGCUCCUAAAAUUUUUUUCGAAAAUUCAACCUCUUCCGGACAAGUUUUGAAAACGCACAUUUUUGGAAACCACCGUACGGGCAUCCAUCCAUCAUAAAUUUUUAGACAUCCACAUCAACAAGUCAUAAACUAGUUGUGCAACGUCAUAAAUUCAACGUCACACAUACUGUAGUUGUGACGUCAUAAAUUCUACGUCACAUACUGAAGUUGUGUCGUGAGGCGACUGUUAUUCUCGGUCAAACCACCGAGAUAGGUCCUUUCUUUGAAAUAAGACUACAAGAAUCACUGUAUAUAAAUAUUAUUUUAUACAUUUUAUUUUUAAACAAAAUCUCCAAUAAUGUCUGAAACAAAGGAAUCAGAUGGUAUGGAGGAAAUAUGUCGAGGGGUUGCUGAACUGUCGGUUUUGUCGUUCAGAAAGCUGGACGAAGUUAAGCGGCUAGCUAACCAUUUCCGCUAUGUGAUGAACCACCCCAUAACGCAGCAGAACAAAGUCGUUCUGCGCUACAUGAAGAAUUUAGACGAUACCCACCGGAAGAUUUUCCUGCAGCAACGCGAGCUUGUCGAAGUGGAGUUCAUUUUUACAACGGAGAAGAAAUCCAACCUUCAAAGACAACGCUUCAACAGUCUGCCAGUGAGCGAAGUGCCCGAGCUUCUGAAGAGUGAGUUACUUACUUCCGAGAAUGCAAAACAAGUGCACAUCUGCACGGAUUGUAACGUCGAAAUCGAGUUGAAUGACGAGGAACCACUAAUGGAGUCUCUGCAGAAACAUUUCAGCUUAGAAGUGCAUAUGCCCAAGUUAAAACGCGUUAGUAUUGAUGUAGCGGAGCCCGUGGUUCUCCCGAAGAUGUCCAGACGCCUCUCGGCAAUGGAAAGUGGCGAGAGCGCCGGAAAUCUGGACCAAAUCAUCCAGCUCGUGAGACCUAUGGAGAAGCUUGAUAAAAUGUUCAUUGGGAAACUAGAAACGUGUUUGAUAAAGCAUUUGCCUGAUAACUCCGAGGCGAGCAUUGACGCAGCGAUACGCUUCUACCAGCAGUCUUACCAUAAGCUAUGCCAAGAGAUUUCCGCAGUUGAUUUCUCUGCUUUAACCAGCUCUGUCGCACCAAUAAUAAUGAGCAUAAAAGACAACGUGAACCAAAACUUUUCGGUUGACGCCAACAAGAAUUUCGAAAACGACGAAAGCGAGCAAUCUGUGGACAGACCUAUUAAAAGCCAAGUGAAGAAAUUUAGAUAUUAUGGACCGAUUGAGAAUUUGAUUGUUAAAUUGCUGACCAAUCACAAGCUACUUACCUUAGUUGACGAUCGUACUGGGAAACUGGCGUUUUUCUGCAUGUCUUGUGAAUACUACACCUUGAGAUUUCGUUAUGACAGUGUUCUGAAUCACGUGUUCAGCGAAUCGCAUAUACACAACCUCUCCUGUAUCCUGCAAUCGGAUAAGCACAUUCCCUUCACCGAAGAGGCAUCUCCAAUGCAGAAAAUUAAGGAAAUGAACCAUAAAUUCCUACUAAACCAUGGUAUAACUGAGAGAAAUGGGAUAGACUGCAAUUUAUGCAAGAGCUUUAUCGAGUCAAGCGACAAUAUAAUUAUGCAUAUACUUGACGAAAACCAUCUCGGGCGGUUAUCCGAUAAACUGUACCGUAAAAUGAAGGCUAACAAUCCUGAUGGCCUAGUACCUGAUGAAUGGGGUCCCAAAAGCUUAGAUUGGGCCAGGUUUUUAGCAAGCGUUGGCAAGCCUUUAAAUAGUCGCGAUCACGUUGUCAUAGAAAACUUCGUUCGUCCUUCCAGUAAGAUAGCGAAUUACUGCUCGUGUUGCGAUAUGACCUUGAAGGGCCCCAGACAAGUUUUGUUCAACCACAUACGCCAGAAGAAGCAUUUGAGGAACGCUGCACCUCACAAACUGUCUCUUCUAUACAAAAACUACUGUCGCCCAGCCGAAUACUUCGCCAGCUUCGGAAACUUCUACGUGUGCUCUUUGUGCCCCAGCUACAUCGCUUUGCCAUCUUUCGCGGCGAUCGUUGAUCACUUCGACAGUCCACAGCACAUUGAGAGCGUGUCCAAACUGAUCCGCACUGCUUUAUACCCGGACACAGAUACCAAGCUUUUGGAAUCCAGCAAGAUUACGAUUUCCGAUGAGAUAAAAUGCGUAAUAUGCGAGGAAUCAUUCCCGGAAAUCGCCGAAGCUGUCAAACAUGUUCUCACAAAUAUAAACCAUCAGAAUUCGAUUGUCGAAAGCAAAACGAAGGCUAACAAAGGUGAUGUGAUAAGCGUUUAUAUGAAAGGGAAUUACGUGCUUCACAACGAUGGUGCUACAUUCAAAUGUGUUCCUUGCGAUAGUGUUUUUAAUUCCAUAAGAGCUUUGCUCGCCCACUUGGUUUACGCGGAGCAUUUCGACUACAAACCUUCCGCUGAGAACGUGUUCAGGUUUUACUUAGAGAUGAAGCACAAUGUUAAUAUGUUGGCGAGGAAUAAAUAUGAUUAUUACCAGUUCGGAGUGUUGAAAUGCGGGGUUUGUGAUGCUGAUCUAGAAGAGGGGGAGAAUGCUAAGCGUCACGUGGUUUCCGCGCGCCACAGGGAAAACAUGGGGGCCAGUUAUGUUAAUGUUAGUCUGGAUGCAUCUGCUGUUGAGUGAGUUAUGAAUGCAAGUUGGCCAUCGAGGCGGCUGCGCCCGCGUGCUAUAUCGUUGCCUUUCCAUAUAACUAUGUAUAAGUGUUGGCCGAACGUUUUACAAAAUAUGAGUAAAGUUUUAUUAAAUGAAAUAAGUAAUUUUUUAAUUU